Molecule: messenger RNA, 1384 nt
Organism: Megalobrama amblycephala (Wuchang bream)
Lineage: Eukaryota; Metazoa; Chordata; Actinopteri; Cypriniformes; Xenocyprididae
Product: centrosomal protein of 131 kDa
Exons: 6
Coding region: 347-1201 (284 amino acids)
Source: RefSeq, a predicted model, not a curated record
GACCCACAAAUGAGCAUGAACCCUGAAGCAAAACAUCUCAAAUGACUAGCGCAGUGGGAGGCUGCUCAUAAAACACUUCCACACAAUCAAACGCACACUCAUACACACACACGCUGGCAGGCAUCUUGUCUGAAAUCUCUUGGAUCAAAUCAUUCUUGAAUGCUAAGCAGCGCAGUCUGUUGUUUUGUUGUCCAUGUUGCUAAGCGACCAUCAUCAAGUCAAAGGCUGAGAGAAAAGACAAAUCCCGAAAGAGAAUGAGACAUGGUGGAGGGCAGGAAAUUGUGAGUUUUUAAGAGCCAGUCUCUGAUGCUUCUGUGGACCAAGGUGCAGUGUUUGUGGAGGCAAAAUGUGGAACACAAGGUCUCUCGAGAAGAUGGUGAACAGGACGACUCUGAGCACACAGAGAGUGCUCCACACACACAUUCUGGAACUAGGAGAACAGUUGUGUCCGUGGUCAUCUCCCAACACCAGAACAGACAACCACUUAAAAUUGGCUUCAAACUCUGUCAAUUCACGACCUGUGAUUGGACUGGAGCAGCCUGACACCCCUGCCAUGGAGGAAUUUAAGCACUUGGCAGAGGAGGAGAAACGUGCUGCCCUUAGACUACAAGAGGAGAGUCUGCAGGCCCGCUUUCGAGAGGCCCUGCGAGCGUGGGACAGGCUGGAGGCUGAAAUGAGGCGAGAGCUGCAGGUCGAGCUGCAGGCCCAGUUCAGAGCUCAUUGUGAAUGCCUGAGGGCUCAGAUGGAGGAAGAGAAGGUCCAGGCCGUAGGGGAGGCCUGCAGGAAGCUGCGAGAACAGCUGCACAAAGAGGCAGAGGAGACCAGAGAGACAAUAAUACAGACUGUACGAGAAGAGACUCAGGAAAGUGUGAGGAGGUGUGUGCAGGACAUCGAGAGAAGUGUUCGCGAAGAGUGUGACAUGAAGGCAGAAAGAGAGAAACGGGUCCUACAGGACAGACAUGAAGAAGAGAUAUCUGAGCUACAAAACAGGCUACAGCAGCUGCAAGACAGUCUGGAGCAGGCCUGCAGGGAGCGCAUUCAGUAUGAAGCAGAGUUUAAGAAGGUGCAGGCCAGCUACAGGCAGUUUGUGGACCUGACUGACUCCUCCCUCCACUCUGAUUACCUCUUAAAACUCCGCAGACUGGGGAGAGAGCCAGGGCUCAUGGACACUGCGACACAGACUGAUGAGAUCACCUCUUAACUGUCAUCUUGAGAUGGCAGUGUUCUCACACCGUAUUUGACAUGACGUCACAGCACUGUCCUGCACUGUGACAUGCUGUACUGUCUGAAAUCAUUUUAAGCAUUGUUUUCUAGAAACUAUAGCAAUAUUUGUAGUUUUUAUAAAUGUAUUUGCACCACAGGUUUAAGUAAACUACAAAAGCUU